GGGGUCAAUCAAUCGUCAUUUUGUAGAGCGUUUUUUACUGCAUCUUUUCUUCAUAGAGACAAAUUUACAACCACUUGUUUCACUAUAGAAAAAUUUAUUAUUCAAAUCGAGUCAGGACUUCUGGCCCGCCGAUUAUUAGACUGGCGAAAAUGAGACCUAUUUAGAUAAGGAAACAGAGAGCUGAAUUUGCUAUCUGAUUCUCAUACUGACUUUUCCUUUUCAGAUAGAGAUUAUAACAUAACAAAGCUCAACGAACACAUUCAAAUUUGAUUGCACUAUGUCCUUGAAGAAAAGUCCGAGUAAAACAUAGUGGAAUCAAUCGUAGAUAACAAAACGGUGACUGGAAAAAUGUGAAACUAGUGCGUACCGGUGCAACAUAGCAUGCCGUGCCCACUGGUAGCGCCAGCCGUUUAUCAGUACUGUACUGCAAUUUUUUUGUAGGAGACUCGAUCAUGUUUUCCAUAAAAAUCUGACAAUUCCUUCCUUUACCGAGUUUUUGAAUUAAGUGACUAGGUCAAAUCCUUAUCGGACGUAGCGUCUUCUCGUACUCAUGGACGAUAAAGUCCUUCGAGUACAAAAGAAGGCCGCCUGAUACACGGUCACGACGGGCAGCAUGACUGUGUUGUAACGCCGCGUUUGUUUUGAUUAAAAAGUCAAAAGGAGCUUGUUCACACUGAAGUUCUCGUGAGAAAAUAAAAUUAUAUAAAUAUUACUUGAUAACCCCAGAAUUUCUCGCGUUUCUACUUAACGGUUUGCCGUGUUUAGAUAAAACUGCGUGCUCUGUCUUUGUUUCUCUAUUUAACAGUUUCUCGUAUUUUAUCGUAGUAUAUAUAGUUAUUUAUAUAGAUAUUUUCAUUUGGUUUCUCUGCAUCUCUUUAUUGUUGGGUUAUACUAAAUUAUAUUUAUUGUUUGAGAAAAUAAAACGGAUUCUAAUAAUUUAUCAUUUAUUUACUAAGUGUAUAAUCAUUAACUGCUAGAUAGGUGUAUUUUAGUACAGAAAAGUCUACCGAAAAUUUUAAAUACUUUCGGUUCAUCACAGAUAAGCAAAGUUGCUUGGGUGCAAGGUUAAUGAUUUUUUGUGUUCUUCAAGAAUUGGUUCGAGAUGAUGUGGAAACAUCUGAAUGGGUUAUUCCAAAUACUGCCAAUGACCGCUAUUGUAAUCAGUUAGUCGCAUUGCAAUGA
Didymodactylos carnosus is the source of this 1182-nucleotide messenger RNA. The record is from the annotation of a GenBank genome assembly. Lineage: Eukaryota; Metazoa; Rotifera; Eurotatoria; Philodinida; Philodinidae.